Molecule: messenger RNA, 1721 nt
Organism: Dermacentor silvarum
Lineage: Eukaryota; Metazoa; Arthropoda; Arachnida; Ixodida; Ixodidae
Product: venom metalloproteinase antarease-like TtrivMP_A
Exons: 14
Coding region: 109-1554 (481 amino acids)
Biological process (GO): proteolysis
Molecular function (GO): metalloendopeptidase activity
Source: RefSeq, a predicted model, not a curated record
UAAACAUGUUGCCACACUGAUAUUCAACAUCCACACUGCCGAGAUAUAACAAGUGAGAGUGGGACCAGCAUCACACAAGCGCGUCUAAAGCGAUUUGACCGCAGAGAAAUGAUAGUCUUCAUGGUGUUAAUACGUAUUGUUCAUUCCUGCUAUGCACAAAAUGAACCUUUUGUCUACCCAAGCAUUGUGGAGGAACGUAUGGCUACAAAAAAUUUGGUAGUGCGACUAAAUGACGAGUUCAUCCUGAACCUCGAAAAGAGCUCUGUCUUGGCGGACAACCUGCUUUUUGUUACAAGGAGCAGCACUGGACAUAGCUACAAAACGAUGGACACGUCUGGAAUCCAAAAUAACUUGUAUCACGAUUCGCAUCAUCAGUCCUCUCUGUAUGUAACCCGUGAGGAUGGAGUUCUGCAAAUGGCAAGCAUUAUCAACCAUAAGCUGCGGAUAAAGCCUCUACUUCAAAGCGAGCGUUCGGCACAAGGACAGGUGCUUCACAAUAUAUACGAAGUUCAAGAAAUAAGGGCAGUCCUCGAAAGUGCGAUGGCGUUUCAUCCCGCUGAGCUGAGAACUCUGCAAAGCGGGAUACCCACCCUUCGGUAUCCGACGACUAGAGCCCCGAGAACCGUUGACAAUUUUACAGUGGAGCUUCACAUUAUUUCCGACGAGGAGCACCAAAGCUCGUUUAGAAAUGAAAAGGAUUUGACAAUUUACCUCGCAGUCAUGACGAAUGCGGUAAACAGAAUAUUUGUUGACAUGAAAAUGCCCAGCAUCGCAUUCAAGCUUGUCGGUAUCACCAAAAGUACGGAUGAUACAUUUGCAAGCAAUUUUUUAGAUACUGCGGAGGCAAUGGAAACGCUGGAGCGCCUGGUGGAUUAUGCCGAAGCCAAUAAGAUUCUUGAGACCUCCGACCUCGUUUAUCUCGUCACCAACCGAAACCUGGCAAGACUUCGUAAUGGAACUGAUACAGGAGCACUCACACUAGACAAAGCGGUAGCAGGACUUGCGUACGUCGGCACAGUAUGCACCAGGGCGGCAGUCGCUGAAGGCGAAGACAUUGCCAAGUCAUAUGUGGGCACCCUCACGAUGGCUCACGAGCUCGCCCACUCGUUAGGAGCCACGCACGACCCUAACAACAACUCCGACUGCUCGUGGGCUCACGGAUUUCUCAUGAGCUACGAAGACAACGGAAGCAACAAGUUUCGGCUUUCUAAGUGCAGCAAAACAAGUAUACAAAAUGUUGUAGAGAGGCUCUCGGACACAUGCUUACUUGAAAAAGCAAGCAAAGUAUAUACCGUUGACGACAUGAAACUGCCUGGUGACAGAAUCGUACGAAAUUAUUUCUGCAGACUAGCUCUUCAAAAGAAUUCUCGAGGCUUCUUCAACUUUCAACAGGAUCCUGACAAUGAUUGUAAGUUGCGGUGUUACUUUUAUAAAGUCAAUGGAACAGUCACUCAGACAUGGUACAUGACCUUCGAUAUGGUAGAAGGAAUGUGGUGUGGCGGCAACAAGACCUGCCAAAGAGGAAUAUGCACCGAAGAGGCGCCUACGUCAUGAUAAUAAAAAACAAACAUAAUAAAUCUAGCCACAUGUGGCGACAGCGAGACGUACUCACCAUCACAGAUUCAAUCUUCACUGUAAUACUAAUAAAUAAGUUUACUCAACCCAACAUGAGCUUCCAGCACGUUUUGCGCACUGUUCAGCCUUUUCAAUUCAAGGCGCAU